Molecule: messenger RNA, 384 nt
Organism: Cutaneotrichosporon cavernicola
Lineage: Eukaryota; Fungi; Basidiomycota; Tremellomycetes; Trichosporonales; Trichosporonaceae
Exons: 4
Coding region: 1-384 (127 amino acids)
Biological process (GO): protein folding
Cellular component (GO): prefoldin complex; cytoplasm
Molecular function (GO): protein folding chaperone
Source: RefSeq, a predicted model, not a curated record
AUGUCCAACCUCUCCGACGACGCUCUCAGGAGGAUCCUGCAGCAGAUCCAGACGCAGGCGGUGGCCAGCCAGCGGCAGCUGGGCGUCGUGCGAGCCCAGACGCAGGCCAAGGAGAAGGAACGUCGGAUUCUCGAACUCACGAUGCGUGAGCUUGGCACGGUACCGGCCGACGAGGGACGGAUGUUCCGCGGUGUGGGCAAGAUGUUCAUCGAGCAGCCCCGCGCCGAGAUCAACCGCAAGCACGAGACGACGAAGAACUCGCUGAGUGACGACAUCAGCAGUCUCCAGAAGAAGGCCAAGUACCUUGAGCGCCAGCUCGACGAGGCCAACAACCAGCUGCGUGACAUCUUCCACAGCCAGCAGCGCGAGGCCGCGCGCCAGUAG